GGCGUCCAAGUUGAGCUUGCUGGCGAACCGGAACACGUCGCCUUCAGUGUUGCUGACAGCAAGGCGGACAAGCUCUGCAUCUCGGGUGUUUGGAAAGGCGAUUUUCACCCGCUCAACACUGUGGAUGAAGUUCUUCAAGGACAGGCUGCCAUCUGCUUUGUAGAUGCCAAUCAACUGGUAGACAUGAGCUCGAAUGGCGAUGGACUGUGGGUCUUCUGGUUGGAUAUCUCUGUUGACCAACUCGGACGAGGUGAGAGGUUCCAUGGUCAAAUUGGCGUGGUUUACUUUAUCAAAAAUGAUAUUAUGAAUGAAAGUGGAAUUUGUUAUACCGACUCAGAGUACAACAAUGGACCCACAAUGGCGUUUAUACGUAAUGUAAAAAAAGGCUGCCCAAACCCAACCGACGAGACAUUCAUUGCGAAUGGGUUGAUAAAUGAUUGCAACUUGGUGAGCGCCAAUGGUUGCGGAAAUUGGAUGACAGAUCAUUAUGAGCUAAAAACCAAUUUGGUUGAUGGAGACUGGUUUGAUGAAUUUGAGCCCGUGCUUGACCAUCGUUGGAACUCGUUCAAAGAAAUUGUUACCUGUGGGGGUGGCGAUUUCACAAAUUGGACCAGAAUGAGGACUAAUAAUAGCCAAGGAAGGUUUCAUUACUCAGUUUUGGCUGAUCACAGUGCCAUUAUAUCACUGACAAAACACGAAAACUCGCAAAAUCAACCAGGGUUUCAAAUAGUCCUGGAUGGAUGGAGAAAUCAACUCAAGUCUUGCAUUCGCUACUGUACAGAUCUAUUAAACAGCUUAACUUGCACUGUACUUGCGGAAAAGGUAAAUGAAAAUAUAUUCAACGGAGGUAACGCUUGGGCUACUGUUACGGUUGAAUAUGAAAUGGACCCGCUCAAUUCGCCAACAACUUUAAAAAAACUUUCUGUCUCAGUGAUGAACAAAAACUGGAAGCUUGAAUGUUCUGGGAAUAACUCACAUGAAAUAUUCAAUUUUGUUGCCUUCAAGACACAUGAAGAUGUGGGAUACUUCAGGAUUCAUAAGUAUAAUUACAUUGAAAAAGGACAAAAUCAAACCACGUUAACUUCAGAAAUCAAACAAGAACAGACCGCAGCCGCAAUAAGUUUGAGUUAUUAUCUAAAAAACAAAAUAAGAGACACUGUUUCUGUGCAUACUUCGACUGAUCGCAAUCCAUGGCAAUCAACAAAGCUCCCAACUAACGCAGAUGGAAAGUGGCAAACAGCAACAAUUUUGCUCGUGAAUCAGACAAAUAAAAUAGCGCGUCUAUCUUUUGGACUCUACGAGUUUGAAAAAGUUUGCAUAGGUCACAUAUCUUUGCUAAGCAGCGAAACUUUUGGGCAUGGCUUCAUGAUAUCGUCACGAGUAAAAAAUUUGCUUUCCUGUUCGAAUCUAGAUCAAAUUAACACAAUAUUAACAAACAAAACAUCGGAAUUAAAAAUUGAAAAACUUGUCUUGAAGUCUGGAAAAGAUAGAGAAACUAUUUGCCAAAAGUUGGGAAGCGAUAAUUGCAGCAACAUCGAGGCGUGCGACACAACUGGCUGCUUCUGCAUUUCUGGAUUCAAAAGAAAAAACGGAAAAUGCAUUGAAAAAUGCAGAGGCAAAGAGUAUGGACCAAACUGCGACCUCCUAUCUGAAGUAAAUUGCCCUAGAGACCAUUUAAAUGUUUACACGGGAAAGUGUGGUUUGUGUGAACAACACGGUUUUCAUCCACCAGAUUGUGCAAAUCCCUGCCGGGAUCGCUCCUAUGGCCCAGACUGCGCCUUUCAACUACCUCAGAAGAGAAGUUGCAAGGGAGAUUAUAAUAAAACAACCGGCUUGUGCUUAUUUGGAUGCGAAUUCAGAGGCCAAAAACCCCCUUUUUGUGAUCGAGAUUGCGAUGAUGGAAAAUUUGGUGCAAAUUGCACCCAAGACCAGCCAUUUGGUAAAUGCAAGGGUAGUGGAUCUUAUGGAAAUUACAACAAGGAUAAUGGGAAUUGCAUAGAAGGCUGUGCUCAAGCAUUUCAACCCCCAAAGUGCUCAAAAGAAUGUGAUAACGGAGCUUACGGAAUCAAUUGUGAAGAAAGACGUCAAAAAGGUUGCUCAGGCCCUGGCGAUUACGGUGAAUACAAUAAAACUACAGGGCAGUGCUUGAAAGGCUGCAAAUUUAUUGGAAAACAGCCACCUUUUUGUAAUUCAGAAUGCAAUGACGGAAAAUUCGGGGAAAAUUGCAAGCAAGAACAGCCAAGUGGUAAAUGCAGGGGCGACGGUCCUUUUGGAAAUUACAAUAAAACAAAUGGAUAUUGCAUAGAAGGAUGUUCAAAAGCAGGAUUAAAAACCCCACAGUGCAUAGACGAAUGUGAAUAUGGAGAUUUUGGAUCCAAUUGUGAAGAAAAACGCAUAAAAAAUUCAUGCUCAGGCUCUGGUGAAUACGGAGAAUACAACAGAGUUACAGGGGAAUGCAUCAACGGUUGCAAAUAUCAUGGCAAACAACCACCAAAUUGCCAUACAUCCUGCACUAAUGGAACAUUUGGACCAAACUGCAGCAAACAACUUGUUAAAUCAGGCAAAUGCUCGGGUCAAGGAAAAUAUGGCGAUUAUGACAGCGCCACAGGCAACUGCAAGUGGGAUUGUGCAAGAGUAGGCUUUGAAUUCCCUUUGUGCGAGCAAGAAUGCAGAAACGGAAAAUACGGACAAAAUUGUAACUUUCAACUCAAACAAAAUGUUUGCGCAGGCCAAGACCCUUAUGGUGAUUACUCAAAAUCUAAUGGUGACUGCAAGAGUUGCAAAUUCAAGGGCAAAAAACCUUCAAAAUGUGAACAUGACUGUGACGAGGGAUAUUUUGGUGAGGACUGCAAACAAAAGCUAAGUGAAAAAUGCUCAGGCAACUACCAUCGCGAUACAGGAAAUUGCAAAAAAAGCUGCGCUAAAUCCGGACUCAAAUUUCCAGAGUGUGAAAAACCUUGUGACCAAGGGAGGUAUGGAUUAAAUUGUUCUGGGGUUAUGAAAACUGGUAAAUGUGCUGGUCCGAUGCCAUUUGGUGCUUAUAAUAAGGAAACGGGCAAUUGUACUCAAGGCUGCGCUAAACCUGGCUUUUAUCCACCUGCUUGUGUUUCUCAUUGCAUAAAUGGAUCUUUUGGAUUAAACUGCAGCAAAAAAUUGGGAGAGAGAAAAUGCGUUGGUAAUUUUAAAUUUGGAAACUACAAUCCUUAUACGGGUGUAUGCAAUGGGGAUUGUUUGUAUCAUGGAGUUGAGCACCCUGAAUGUGAGAAAGACUGUCAAAACGGGUCUUAUGGAAAACACUGUUUAUCUAAACUCUCACCUAAUUCAUGUGCAGAACAGAGCGUAGGGAAUUACGAUAAGAAAACUGGUGAUUGCAAAAAAUGCGCUCGAUCAGGAUUUAAAUUGCCAAAAUGCACCGACUCAUGCGAGGAAGGAAAAUUCGGACAAGAUUGCCAGAGAACUUUAACCAAAUUAAAAAAAUGCUCUGGUGGAGGAAAUUUUGGAAACUACAGUCGUGACUCAGGGAAUUGUUCAGUUUCUUGUAAGGAUCCAGGGUUCGAAUUUCCAUGGUGUGAAAAAGAAUGUGAAAAUGGAACUUAUGGACAUAACUGUAACAAAACUUUAAGCAAGGUAAAAAAAUGCUCCGGUCAUGGAAAAUUUGGAAAUUACAUUCGUGAAUCGGGGAACUGCAGCAUUUCCUGCAAUGAGCCCGGUUUUGAAUUUCCUUGGUGUGAAAAAGAAUGUGAAGAGGGUAAAUUUGGACAGGAUUGUAGACAAAAUUUAACCAAAUUGAAAAAAUGCUCUGGUGCUGGUAAUUUCGGAAAUUACAGCCGCGAUUCUGGCAAUUGUAAUUUCUCCUGCAAAGAACCAGGAUUCCAAUAUCCAUGGUGUGAAAACGAAUGUGAAGAAGGAACAUUUGGACAACAUUGCCAACAAAAAUUAAAAGAAGGUAAAUGCUCAGGCGAUGGAAAGUUUGGAAACUACAGUCGUGACUCGGGGAAUUGUUCAGUUUCCUGCCAAGAGCCAGGGCUUGAAUUUCCUUGGUGUGAAAAAGAAUGUGAUGGAGGAAAGUUUGGGAACCACUGCGAGGAGCAACUAAAUGAAAAGAAGUGCUCAGGUGGUGGAAAAUAUGGUAAUUACUCAAAGGUAAAUGGACAAUGCAGGGAAACGUGCGAAAAGCCGGGAUUGCAGUUUCCAGACUGUGAGGAAGAAUGCCGAGAUGGAAAAUUUGGCAUUAACUGUAAUGAGGGACCAGGUGAGGUCCAAGGUCGUUGUUCUGGGGAAGGUGAAUUCGGAGGAUAUGACAAAGCAACUGGUCAUUGCAAACAGGGCUGCAGGUUUAUUGGAAUGCAACCGCCGAUGUGCACCUCUGAAUGCGAGAAAGGACAAUAUGGGAUGAACUGCACAGAAAAAUUGGACCCAUCGAAUUGCGUGGAUGAACUUUAUAAUGUAACAAGCGCGCAUUGCUUAAGGGGGUGCGCACGCGAGGGUUUCAUUACUCCAUAUUGUGACAAAGAGGAAUCAAAUGCAUUGCUUUAUGGAAUCACCUGUACUAUCCUCCUUUUGUCUCUGGUAAUUAUAGUUUUCUACGUGAUCAUUAUCCGCAACCGACGAGGCAAGUGCUGGCUUAGAAAAGGCAGUUCUCGUUUGGAUGAAACGUUAGAGAAUGUCGCUGACGAAUUUGCUAUGGAACCGCUAGCCGUAGCCCCCCUCAUCCCCCCUCGCGCAGACGUGCAGUCAAGUGUGAUUUUUGUCGCCGGCUUUAGCGAGUUUUUGGAACAAGCGUGCAAAUCUGAUUUGCUAAAGCAACAGCAUAAUAAAUUUCCUCGUGGACAAAUGAAACCCUGGGAAGUUGGAAAAUCGAGAGAGAAUAAAUCAAAAAACCGAUACGGCAACCUGGCUGCCUACGACGAAACUCGAGUGAAAUUAACUUUUCAAACCGGAUCUGAUCAAGGCGAUUAUAUCAAUGCAAACUUUAUUGAUGGCUACAAAAAGGAUAAGGCUUACAUUGCCACGCAAGGUCCAAAGCCAAACACCUUGGUGGAUUUUUGGCGAAUGGUGUGGCAGGAACAGGUUUCUCUGAUCGUCAUGGUCGCCAACUUGGUUGAAACUGGAAAAACGAAAUGCGAAAAGUACUGGCCUGACGAACGACAAGUUGUUUGCGUCGAGGGUCUGCAGGUUCUGAGCAUUAAGGAGGAACUUACCCCUGAUUACAUUGUGCGCACUUUGCAAAUCAUGAAUAAAGAUCAGAACCGGCAGGUUGUGCAAAUGCACUACACUCAAUGGCCUGACCACGGAGUGCCAAUGUACGCUCAGUCGCUUGCCAGUUUUUGCGAAAAAAUUCUCGAAAUACAAACUGAAACGCCGAUUGUUGUUCACUGCAGCGCUGGCGUUGGACGAACUGGGACAAUUAUUUUGAUUGACAUGUGCUUGAAAAUGGCGCGGGCGGAAGGUUCUUUUAAUGCCUUUGAAGCUUUGGGCAAUAUUCGUUCUCAGAGGGCUAAUAUGGUCGACAACGAGGUGCAAUAUAACUUUGCCCACUUGGUUCUGUACGAGGUGAUCUGUGUGCCAAAGUACGUCAUUUCUUGCAACCACAUUACCAGCGAGAUAAAAAGUUUGAUGGCAAACAACAAGAGGCUGUUGAAUUUGCGUCGGGCCGAGAUUGACAAGAUUUGUCAAACCGAGUGGCAACGUCUGAAAAACGCCGACGUGGUUUUGCUGGACAGGUGCAAAUUUCCGCAUUUCAUCGGAGCAUCAAGUCGGUACGUGAAAAUAUUUCCGGAUCCGAAUUCCAGCAACAGUUCAACUUUCAUCAAUGCCGUUUUCGUCGACGGAUUCAAAAAGAAAAACAAAUUUAUCUGCACACACACGCCGAUGGACAGAACGGUGGGCGAUUUUUGGCGAAUGAUUGAUCAGUACAAAGUGGAGCACGUCAUCGUUCUAAACCAACUGGAACAGGGCGAGGACAAUUUCCUGCCUUUAGUCGAAGGACGUCAACUGUCCGUGGGCGAUUUCCACGUAAAACUCAAACAAACAUACCAGUUGAAAAGCUGCACAAUUCUGGAACUUGAACGCUCAUCAGGAGGCCCUUGUGUAAAAGUGGUUUGCUUUUCUGGCUGGCCUGCUGAAAAUCCAAUGAUUGCGGAAAUCGAGUCGCUGAUCGAGCUUUGGGAGCAGACGGAAAUCGCCAGUUUGGAAAAGUCUAGUGUUUUGGUUUGCCACGACGGAGUUACUGCGUGUGGCUUUUUCGCGGCGUUGGGUUUCAUCCUGGAGAAAAUGAAACUAGAGCAAAAAAUUGACGUGCCCAUGGCCAUUCGGUGCACCAGAAUCACUCGACCUGGAUUCAUCACAGGAACUGAACAAAUCGAGAUGCUGUACAAAGGAGCGUUUAAAUAUCUGGAAAAUUUUGACACUUACGGGAACUUCAAAUGAAGAAUUAGUUCUUCGUGAAUAUCACUUUUAAUUUAUGUUAAGCAAAAAUUGUAUCCUUUCUAGUUUAAGUUUGUUUUAAAUAAUAAUUGUCUAAUAUCUAGGAUUUAUUCUUAAAUAAUAGAGUUACUUAAAGGGCUCAAAGUUGUAUUAAUUUUUAUACAUUUUGUAAAACUCAAUGUCUUAAAAAAAAGUGAAUAGGGGUCAUUAGAGUUGUUAUAUGAAAAAAAAGUUACUCAUAGGAUUCAUUCACGCUUAAAAAAUGCUUCAUAAGUUGCAAAUUUGUUAUUUACGAUUUUAUUUAAAAUGAUUUUUUUUUUAUGUAAAUCUAAAAUAACAAAAAAAAAAAUAUGUUCAAAAAUCAGUUUAACGCCAAUUGUUACUUAACAUUUAUUAAUCGCAGGUAUGUGUUGAGAACUUACAAUAUAUUUGGUUAUCAUAAUAAUUAUGUUUUAAUAUUUGCUGGUUUUUGUU
Messenger RNA from Neocloeon triangulifer, 6900 nucleotides. RefSeq lists its product as uncharacterized. Lineage: Eukaryota; Metazoa; Arthropoda; Insecta; Ephemeroptera; Baetidae. The record is from RefSeq and is a predicted model, not a curated record. The coding region runs from base 184 to 6429 and encodes 2081 amino acids. Gene Ontology annotation, biological process: protein dephosphorylation. The transcript is spliced from 42 exons. Gene Ontology annotation, molecular function: protein tyrosine phosphatase activity.